UGCACCACCUGUGAAAGGCUCCAUUAGGGCAACUGUGAUGCUCUGGUUGAUACAGAAGUGUUCAGAACUGAACAGUUAGCACUGAAUAGUAUCUGAAGGGACGGUGUCAAGGGGAUGAGCCUAAACUCUUUGCAAUAGUCCUGUGCGAAAGGGCAAGAGGCAAUGGGCACAAACUGAAACACAGGAAGUUCUGCCUGAAUAUGAGGGGGAAUUUCUUUAUUGUGAGAAUGACAGAGCACUGGAACAGGUUGCCCAGAGAGGUUGUGGAGUCUCCUCCUCUGGAGCAGCCUGGAUGCAACCCUGUCUAACAUGCACUAGGUGACCCUGCUUGGGCAGGGAGGUUGGACUAGAUGAUCUCCAGAGGUCCGUUCCAACCUUACCCAUUCUGUGAACAGUGGCAGAGGACUUUGAGUGUUAGUACAGUGUCGGUACAAGUGUGCAUGUUUCAGCAGAUUUAGUGUCUUCUCAUGAAAAAACAGAAUGGAGAUCUGUCUCUAGGGUUGUCCAUAAUAUUUCACAGUUAAAUCUAAAUUUGUGCUUCAAAACACUUUUUUUUUUGGUCACAAUCUACUUCAUUUCUGUAAUAGGCUAAAGCAGCUGUUAUUAAUUGACCUAAUUUUCACAGAAGCAUGAAACAAUUUACAUUGAAAGGGAACCCCAGAGAUAAUCUGGUCCAGCUACCUGCUCAAAGCAUAUAUAAUUACAAAUACCUGCACUUUUAUGGUCUUAAUAUAAACCAAAAAUCCAUUUCAAGCAGAGGGCAAGUGUGAUCAACUUCCCUCAGGCUGUAAUUUCACAGUGAUGAGCAGUGGAAAAUAGGUGUUUGUAAUGGGAAACUUUUAGCUAGUCCUAUGGGCAGGAGAAGCGUUUAACCACUUUCCUAGCCCUUAGGUCUGUGAAACUGAGCUGGGUUGUAGUUUUCCUGCACACAGCAUAGACAGUUAUUAAUCACCAUAAUCUCAUUUGGCCAGAGUUACACUCAUAGCUGCAGAGACACUGCAGCUGAAGCUCUGAACACAGUGGGUUGUCCAGGUGUGAUGAAAGCAUAAUACAGCAUGCUGAUUACAGCUCUGCUUGGUGCACAAAGAGGAGCUUAGAUGGAGCAUGUGGGGUUAAAAGUUUAGAAAAUACCAUCUUUAACUUUUAAAUUAGGUAUACUUUACCCAGAAACUUAUUCUGCCACACACAAAACACUUUUUCAAGAAGCUAGGUAUUUAUAACUUUUUAUUUGAGAUAGUCAUCCUUCAUUGCCUUUAGUGAAGCUCAGAAUGCAGUUCAGCUGGCUAGAUAGAGUAGGUAGAGGCACCUGGAUGAGAGCAGAUUGAACUGUGCUCUGAAUGCCUUUGCUUAGAUCUCUGUUGCUUUUAAGAGGGGUACAGGGUCAUUUCCUCAGAUGCAGAGAGCUGUAUGGUAAUUCUCCAUAUUUGGUGAUGAAUGUGGUUUUAUUCACUUCUAACCAGGCUGUUCAGUUUGCUUGUUCUCUUCACAGUAAAUACAGUGCUUCAGUCUCGGAUGAUGUCUUCUGUCAUGUAGCGGUUGUUCCCAGGAGAGCUGGUUAACUCAUCUCUUGUAGCCACAGACUGAGAGCCCUACAAGCUCUCUGCAUUAAUCACAAAGCAGAUCAGCUGCAUGUGACUACUGAUUUCCUUUCAUCAGUAAGUGCUGCUCAGGCUGCAAUGUCCCAAUGGAAUCUAGAUGGAAUUACAUUAGAGACUUCCUCUGUAAUGAUCACCAGUUGGAAUAUGCCUGUAUUUCCCCCAAGAACAUGCAUUUCUUAUAUGUCAAUGUUGAUUUUCAUGAAGAGAACUAAGAAAGGAUGUAGACAUAUUGUUAGUCUCUCUUCCAGCUGUAUUUGAGCUUGUACUUUGGGUUGCAUCUCUUGGAGAGAGAUUGUUCAUGAGUUUCCAUGAGAUACCUCUCUGAUGAAAGAAGGCUUCAUCAAACCACAUCUUUUGGAGAAUACUUGAGGAGGCCAACUUUUAUAGUGCAUCCAUAGGAAGGGUCUCCACUACAGCCUUUCACCACACAGGAGACAGACUGAAGAUGUAGGCAGCUGGCAAAUGUGCAAGCAAUGAAGAGGUGUUCUGAGGUUGACAGUGCUUUUUAUAGUAUUUGCAUUUUCUGGGAAGGGCAUAAGAAGGAAGAUAAACAAGAGAUGGUUGUGGCAAGCCGAGAAAUAGCUGUAGCUGGCCAAGAUGUUCCAAAGAGAAGAUCACUGAAAAAAGGUCUUCAGGCUCCAGCAGCCACCAGCUGAUUAAUUUGCAGCAGUGUGGGUGUCGCCAUGAGGAUGAGCAGGUGUUCCAUCUGCACUGUAGCUUGGCUUUUGGUCCUGCUGGGUGAACACCAGAGAGAGCUCAAUAUUAAAGCAGAGCACAUGUUUUAAGAGAGCUGACAAGCCAUUUUCUGUAAAUACAUGCAUCUGUGUAAGAGUAUUCCAAAUCCAGGGGUCUCUGUGGCACUGCAUGUGUGUAAGAACUGUUGUAGGUGUGGAGUUACCCUCUGCUUUUUGAGAGAUGAUGCUCCGACGAGGAUUUAUUGUAUUUCUUCCCCGGCUCGCAGGUCUGUUGGUGGUGGCCUGUUGCUCUGUGUCUAUCGUUUAUAUGUUGGCUUGCACACCCAAGGGCGACGAUGAGCAGCUUGCCUUGCCUAGGGUCCAUAGUCCGACUGGCAAGGAGGGAUAUGAAGCUGUUCUGCAAGAGCGAGAAGAGCAGCACCGCAACUAUAUCAUCAGCUUGAAAAAACAAAUUGCCCAGCUGAAGGCUGAGCUCCAGGGCAGAAACGAGCAGCUCAGGAAUGCGCAGGACCAGUUACCGGACUCUUUGAACAUUCGACUUGACCACAGCAGUCCAGCGAAGGUCCAGGCUAACCUGCUGGCUUUCCUCCGUUCCCAAAUAGACAAAGCCGAGGUGCACAGUGGCGUUAAGCUGUCCACAGAAUAUGCAGCCGUGCCCUUUGAGAGCUUUACCCUGCAGAAGGUGUACCAACUGGAAACAGGGCUGACACGCCACCCAGAAGAGAAACCUGUCAGGAAGGACAAGCGAGAUGAGUUGAUAGAGGUGAUCGAGUUAGCCAUUGGGAGUUUGAACAAUCCAGAGGCAGACAGCAAUGCAAAUCAGCGGGUGUACACAGCCUCUGACUUCAUUGAAGGGAUCUACCGCACAGAAAAAGACAAAGGCACAUUGUAUGAGCUGACUUUCAAAGGAGACACAAAACACCAAUUCAAGAAGAUUGUUUUAUUCCGGCCAUUCGGUCCUGUAAUGAAAGUGAAAAAAGAAAAUGUCAAUAUGGCUGACACACUUAUUAAUGUCAUUGUCCCAUUGGCCAAGAGAGCCAGCAAAUUUCGACAGUUCAUGCAGAACUUCAGGGAAAUUGGCAUUCAGCAGGAUGGGAGAAUUCACCUCACUGUAGUUUACUUUGGAAAAGAACAAAUGAAUGAAGUCAAAUCUAUACUUGAAAAUACUUCCAAAUCAGCCAACUUCAAGAACUUCACCUUCAUCCAGCUGAAUGAAGAAUUUUCAAGAGGAAAAGGAUUAGACAUUGGUGCUCGAGUCUGGAAAGGAAACAAUGUUGUUCUCUUUUUUUGUGAUGUGGACAUAUACUUCACAGCUGAAUUCCUGAACUCCUGUAGAUUGAACACACAGCCAGGGAAGAAAGUGUUUUAUCCUGUUCUCUUCAGCCAGUAUAACCCCAGUAUAAUUUAUGGCCAUCAUGAUUCCAUCCCAUCCUUAGAACAGCAGCUGGUUAUUAAAAAAGAAACCGGAUUUUGGAGAGACUUCGGGUUUGGGAUGACUUGCCAGUACAGAUCUGAUUUUAUCAACAUAGGUGGCUUUGAUCUGGACAUUAAAGGCUGGGGCGGAGAAGAUGUGCAUCUGUACCGCAAAUACCUUCACAGCAACCUUAUUGUGAUCAGAACACCUGUCAGGGGUCUCUUCCAUCUCUGGCAUGAAAAGCGAUGUCUAGACGAGCUGACCCCAGAACAGUACAAAAUGUGCAUGCAGUCCAAGGCCAUGAACGAGGCUUCUCAUGGCCAGCUAGGGAUGCUUGUUUUCAGGCAAGAGAUUGAGACUCACCUACACAGGCAGAAGCUGAGCAGUAAAAAGACAUGAACCCAGAAAGAAAGGCAAAAUACCUGCAAAUGGACUUCAGGGUGUUUUGGAAAAGAGCUGCUAACAAGAAUGAGACUGAAAGAGGAUGAAUCUUCCAGCAGGCUGAUGGCAAAGGAAGACAAGGGAAAGUGUUUAUCCUUUCUUCUUCUGGGUUUUCUUACUAGGGCUUUUAAGAACUCCAUUAGCCUGUCUGUCCAGAAGUCAUUCCUGGGGAAGGCUUGAAUACUUGAGGAGUUUCAAGGUUACAGAAACAAUGAACGUUACAUAAAUGCCAGUGUUCUUUGCAGUAACAAAUGGAUGUGCUCUGUUCUAUUGAAAUGAUUGUAAGAUGUGUACAGUUGUUUAAAGUAUGUACCUUUAAAAGAGCCAAUAAUAAGGAGUUAAUAAGUGUCUAACCUGACAUAUCUAGAAAGGGCUACUUUCAAAUAAGUACAGAGCUCCUUCUCUGAGAAGCAGAGCUCUGAUUGUUACAAUGGUUAAACUGGAGCAAUCAAAAUUUUGUUUUCCUUAAAGGUGUGAGGAACAGCCACAAUGCACUUACAGGUUAUUCCUAGUUCAUUCAGAGACAAGUGGUGUCUCAGAAAGUGCUUUCUAAAAUUCAGAAAAAGAAGGACCUUCCAGUCAAGUGUGACAUUCCAAAAGGCAGACGGUAGUGUUCAUUCUCUGCUGUGGACAGUGAACUAAAAGUAAUGAGCCAUGUCUAUAUCAA
This is a messenger RNA of Rhea pennata, 4815 nucleotides long. It is a transcript of the gene CSGALNACT1, whose product is annotated as chondroitin sulfate N-acetylgalactosaminyltransferase 1. The coding region runs from base 2514 to 4106 and encodes 530 amino acids. The record is from RefSeq and is a predicted model, not a curated record. Gene Ontology annotation, molecular function: glucuronosyl-N-acetylgalactosaminyl-proteoglycan 4-beta-N-acetylgalactosaminyltransferase activity. NCBI's taxonomy places the organism in Eukaryota, Metazoa, Chordata, Aves, Rheiformes, Rheidae. The transcript is spliced from 12 exons. Gene Ontology annotation, cellular component: Golgi cisterna membrane.